Exophiala dermatitidis NIH/UT8656 is the source of this 4385-nucleotide messenger RNA. RefSeq lists its product as uncharacterized. Gene Ontology annotation, cellular component: chromatin. Gene Ontology annotation, biological process: DNA-templated transcription; regulation of transcription by RNA polymerase II. NCBI's taxonomy places the organism in Eukaryota, Fungi, Ascomycota, Eurotiomycetes, Chaetothyriales, Herpotrichiellaceae. Bases 268 to 2322 code for a protein of 684 amino acids. The record is from RefSeq and is a predicted model, not a curated record. Gene Ontology annotation, molecular function: RNA polymerase II cis-regulatory region sequence-specific DNA binding; zinc ion binding; DNA-binding transcription factor activity, RNA polymerase II-specific. The transcript has 2 exons.
CGACAAUGUAACUUGGCCGUGGAGAGUCCGUUCUGGACCCAGAUCCACCUCAAAAGCCGAAAUAAGAUUCCGGAUGAAGUGUCACCUGCCGAGCUGAAUGCCAGCCAUGCCUUUAAAUAUAGGUUUGCCCCUCCCCAGGUUUCUUCUCGCGGGGUCCCCGGAUCGUGGCUCUCAAGCCUUCGCCGCAAAGUUCUCUUUGUUAUCUUCAGUACACAACAGCAAACUAUGUUCUGACUAUAGUGGACCUGCGGGUAUGAAAUAUGGUCCAUGGCAGGCUACGCCGGCUUAUAUAUUUGUCCAAUAUGCUCAAAGUCAUACAAGAGGCCUGAGCAUCUGCGACGUCAUCAAGUCUCGCAUGGCGUGGAAAGACCCCAUCGAUGCCAGAUUUGUGGAAGCACGUUCCAAAGGUCGGAUGUGCUCAAACGACAUCUGAAAACGUGCGACGCCUUUUCAGAAGAUCCGGCAGAGCAACCUCUAGAACCGAGCCCCAAGCGCCCUGCACGACGAAAGUCUCCCUCGCCGCAGCAACCCUUGCUGGGGUUUCCCGAGCCUUCUGAGCCAAAUAUUCAGUACCUAACAUCCAGCGAUCCGAAUGUACUUCGUGCUGAUAGCAGAAGUCCUCCUUUUGCCAAUAUUGCCGGUUGGAUAUCGGGCGGCUUGUCAAACCAUGCUUUCGACGACCCCUCCGAGAAUUGGCAGGAUUUUCUCAACUGGACAUCUGGGACGCAGCGCUUAGAGGUGACAGUGGAAGGCCUGGGUGCGAAAGAGGAGUCUCUACAGUUCUUGGCCAACUUUACAAGCAACACGGGCCUGGCUGCUUCUUUUGAUUGUGGGACACUCGAACAUCGAUGGCGAGUAGCGGACGUGUUCGCGAAAUCUGGAACUGCAUCAACCAGCGCGAUGGAAGCUGCGGUUGGCAGCGGUACACCUGUUCCAGACAUCAAUGAAGGGUCUCACGCUCACGCAGCCGUCCAUCAUUGGCUCUCUGACCCUCUCUCAUUGAAGUCUCAUGAGAUUGUCACUUUGGUCAAGGAGGUUGUGAUGCGCAAGUCGCAAAAUAGCUGCGUGGGGUUGACAUGGUCGCCCUCGGUACAGCAGGCAUGCGUUCAGUUCUUUUCGCCGGGCAAUAUGCGACGCUGUCUCUACUUCUACUGGGCAAUCUGGCAUCCGAAUGUCAACAUUGUCCAUAAGCCAACGUUCGACCCUUUGUCCUCAAAACCCCAGCUCGUGGCAGCAAUGGUUGUGAUUGGGGCAUGCGUUUCGCCCGAACGAAGCGAUCUGGAGGAGGCUAGGCAUUGGUUCAACUGUGUGGAAGAGAUGGUUUUCAGUGACGACGACCUUUGUAAUGAUGGCCCGAGUCCCGUCUGCCGAGAUACCGGAGAGGUCCAAUGGCGGCACGGCAAGCUCCGAGCGCUGCAAGCCGCCUACAUGGUAUGCCUCUACCAGAACUGGGAAGGGUCAAGUUCAAAUAAACGUCGAAUACGACGACACCGGUACAGCGCCGUUGUUGCAACUGCAAGAGACAUUGGCAUUUCUAAUGCCAGACAUCCGGAUUACCAACAGCAGACCCUCUGUGAUUUCCCCUGGAGCCGCUUUGCAUUGAGGGAAGAACUCAUCCGGGUUUUUAUGUGGAUCUUCCUCCUGGAUACCGCGUUCGUGAUCUUCAACAAUUUGCCUCCACGUAUGGUAAUUCGAGAAAUGCGAAUGAGCACAGCCAUGCCUGAGGCCUGUUUUCAGGCCAUGACCGCCGAAGAGUGCUUCAGCGAUAUACAACAAGGGGAGCAGAAUACCCUUGAUUUAGUCUCCGUCUUCGAGAUACUCUAUCAGCCUAAUAUCGACAGCGCCCUGAUUCUCAAACUUUCCAACCUAGGCCCAUUGAACCUUUUCGCCAUGGCGUCAGCAUUCCAUUCCAUCAUAUUUCACUUCCAGAACACUUUUAGCUGCCAGGGCUCGCUGGAGGCAAUCAAACACGCCCAGCAAGCAUGGAAGACAGUGUGGAACGGCUACAUGUCUCAUUUUUCUCAGGAGCCACGCCAUUCGCCUACUACUGCAACCAUGGCUGAUCUUGUCCCGGAUGAUAUGUGGAAGCGCGCCGGGUUUACACGUUACGCUUCUGAGUAUUGGCUUCUCGGGAAAUAUAUGGUUGAUCGUCUUUCUAAGCCAGCCAAGAAGGUUUUCGGCGCCGCUACAGAUCCAGAUAACCAGGUGCAGAGCCCCAUUUCCGCUCCUGAGUUGGUCAGCCCUCUUCUCAGCCAGUAUGACGAGACGAGUAUGCAACAAGUUAACAUGCUUAUCUCCGAGUUUCGGAAUGUGAAUAUAUGAUGUACUUGUAAAUGCCGUACAGGUCUACUUUUUCUUGUUAUAUCUUGGAGGGUGCCGCUUGGGGCGUUGUAUAAAGCUGCUCUUGGUGAUUCGACUAUGAGCUUUGCUGUGGGGCGCUGUGUCAGGCCUGGUAGGCUUCUGUGGAGCAAUGGUCGUGGUUCAUUGUUCGGGAAGGACCCAAGCACCAGCUCUUCUAUUCGCAUGACAGUGUCCCCCUAUUCCAGUUGCAAAGUCCGUAACGACGAGAUAUCAUUCGAAGAUACGUAUAGCGUGCGUUUGUGCUGUUUAUGCUAAGAUUCCAACCCGAACCUACUCCUCGCAUCUCUGUUGCAACACUCAUGCGAGGCAUUACUAUAUCUGCCACAACGCCUACCACUGGCACAACGCAAAUUAUUACAGCACACCCAACAACGCCAGUAUUGGAGAACGCCGCCAGAUGCUCACAAGCUAGUGCUUAUAUGAUGGAGUUUUGAAAGGGUAUUGCUCUACUUGGCGUCAAAAUCUCGUUCAAGGUUCUGGCGGGGAAGAGUAUAUUCCAGAAUCCGGCACCACGGGUCAUUUGAUUUAUUCCUUGUCGACUGGUACAACUUGGGAGCCAGGGAGGGAAUUUCAGCGUUGCAAACAUCAUCUGGAUUAGCCUCUACCACUUAAGCCAUUUUGUCCGGUCGAAAACCUGUCCAGACGACGCAAAUGACUUUCACCAGGCUCCAAAGCAGUUGCUACCUCCACAGCCCACUCGAAUAUGUAACCAUCAUCAAACCUGGGGUAUAAGCUCGCCAUCGUAAGCACGAGACCACUAAUACACAUAGCGGAAGUUCACGUUUGCCUAGAGAAAGGGUUGAUUAGCCGUCUGCCUCGGACUGCACAGAUUGGAAAUACACACCCUGUCCGUGACGUCCUCAAAACCAUGAACGCCUUCUUCAUCAGCCAGAGCCUCUCCUCUCGCAAUCUUGCCCUCCUUGAUGCUGUUCUGCCAAAUAUAGUAGUACCGAAGCAGUACCAGCGUCACUGCCAAGGCGACGAAGCAGGAGAGAAUGACAGCGAAAGCAGGGAAAUAUCGUGGUGCAUCCUGACUCCUGAAAACCUGAGGUCCGAUUGCGUUUCCCGCCGCCCACGAGAUGAAUGUCAGGGAGAUGACGACCGACUUCUUUGUAGAACCGGCCACAUUUCGUGUGACUAGAGACAGCGCCAGGCCGACCGCCGUCCAGAAGCUGUACAUACAGUACCAAGCAAUCAAAAGACCGAUGCGGGUGGACGGGGUGGCCUUCACGCCGCACAAUACUGCAGCACCGGCGAUGGUCGGGAGCACAGCGGCGACGGAGGGCCAGAUUGUCAUCUUGUACUUUUUUUCGAUCCAGACACCUGACAGCAUGGAUAUGACUUGAAUCACGCCAGUAACCUGAAUGGUAAUUAGCAGCCGGCCUCAUGCCAAAGAAGAAUGCCGCAACAAACCAUUUGCAGGAGCUGUGUCUCCCAGGUCGAAUACCCGAAGCCCUUGAUGACGAUGGCUGCGAAAGCUCCAACUCCUCCCGAGGGAAGCGUAGUAAAGAGUUGAAUGAGAACAAAGGCGUAAACUGGCCGAGUCAGCAUUGGAAUGAUAUUUCGUAUGCGUGAGACCCAGGAGGGUUGUCCAACGUACCUUGAGGAUCCAAGAAUGCUUCUUUGACCUGUUCGAUUCGGAACUUCUUGUUCUGAACGCCGGUACGGUUGGUUCGUACGCGUUCAAGAAUGAGUCUCUUCUCUUCCUCGUUGAAGCAUUUCGCUUUCAUGGGAGAGUCUGGCAUCCAGUAUAUGACAAACAAUCCCCAGCAGAUAGCAAUCAAACCGUGGAACAUGAACAGUCCUUGCCAGGGCUCGAGUGGCGCGGAUUCAGGAACCAGCGUAAACAGGAAGCCGACAAGGCCACCCACGAUUUGCUGGAUCCCAUUCAUCAUGUACCUUGAGCAAAAUCUGUGCUUGCUCCUCACGUUUGUACCACAUGGCAGAAAGGACUGUGAAAGAUGGCUGGCAGACGGCCUCGAAACCUCCCAAAAAUGCUCGAAGGGUAACGAGGCCUGCGAAAU